GUACACAUACCUUUCCAGUUUCCUGUAGUGUUGGAUAAACUCCCGGAGAAAUAAACACUUGAACAAACCGAAACUUAAUUUUCAUCUUGAUGCAGGUUCCUUCUCCGGGUAGUAGAAAGAGAAAAAAAAUGAAAAAAUCGAUUACAAAUAAUAAAGAAUGAAUAAAAAUAUAAAAGCUGGGAUUGGAGUAAAAAUCAAUAAACAUAUGUAAAUAUAGUUGACUGUGUAAAUAUUCAAAGUGAAUAAAAAGUGUGCUGGAUGAAAAGUAUACAGUUGAACAAUAUGGGACAACAACCUAGUCGUGAAAGUUCGGUUGACGAGCCAGGAAUAGGGUUGCACGGUUUAGAAGAGGAUUCAUCCGAAGAGGAACUCUACAACGCGGAUAUAGAAACAGAGGACGAAUACAGGCAGAACCUGCUCCCUGGUCUUGAAGUCAUGAUAGAGAGUAGUUCAGACCAGGAGAAAUGGUGGAUGAUAACUUUACAGAUUUUCUUUCCCUUUCUCAUUGCCGGGUUUGGGAUGGUUGGGGCGGGGAUGGUUCUGGAUCAGGUUCAGCAUUGGAGAGUGUUUCAAGAAAUCCCUGAGAUAUUUAUCCUGGUCCCUGCUCUUCUAGGACUAAAAGGUAACCUGGAGAUGACUCUAGCCUCUCGUCUCUCCACCGCUGCCAACCUAAAUAAGAUGAACACCAGGAGGGAUGCUUUAGCUCUCAUUAUAGGAAACCUUGCUCUCGUUCAGUGUCAAGGUAUAGUGGUUGGUUUUCUGGCUGCACUCACAGGUAUACUAAUGGGUUGGAUUACAACUGGAUCUAUCAAGGUUGAACAUAUUCUCCUUCUCAGUGCUAGCUCUGUAGUGACCGCUAGCUUGGCCAGCUUUGCUCUUGGACUAGUUAUGGUAUUUGUUAUACUUUUCUCUAGACAAUGUAGUAUUAAUCCGGACAAUGUUGCAACACCUAUUGCUGCUUCUCUGGGAGAUCUAAUAACUCUGGCGCUACUCUCCUGGAUUGCAUCCCUACUCUGGUCAGACCUGGAGCAGGAUCAAUGGUUGGCUCCGCUCAUCAUUUCAUUGUACAUUCUCUUUAUCCCAGUGUGUACCUGGGUAACAUGGAGAUGCCCGGAUACUAAACCAAUUCUCCUGACAGGUUGGAUUCCAGUUCUUGUUGCCAUGCUGAUCAGCUCAGUCGGUGGGUUAAUACUUGAUCUUGCUGUGGUUAAAUUUCAUGGUAUAGCUGUAUUCCAACCUGUCAUGAACGGAGUCGGAGGAAACCUGGUUGCAGUUCAAGCCUCAAGAAUGUCCACCAAGCUUCAUGUUGAGUCUGGAGGGAAGGGUCCGGGCAGACUAAGUCCCACGGAUAAGGUUUGCGUUACUCCGUGUUCUAUUCUUUGCGGGGAUCAAGAUCACUCACUCACAGCUUGCAUCCUUCUCAUCUUAGUUCUUCCUGGGCAUAUAAUAUUUGUUUACAUGAUCAGCUACCUUGAAGCCGGUCAUACUACUCCUACACCAACCUUCCUUCUCUUCUACCUAGUAGCGGCCUGGUGUCAGGUAGCAAUACUUCUCUAUAUCUGCAGGGUCAUGGUUUACUCGCUCUGGAGAUCAGGCUUGGACCCGGAUAAUAACGCUAUUCCUUAUCUUACAGCUCUUGGAGAUCUUCUGGGUGGAGCAUUCCUUGGUCUAGCUUUUCAAUCCUUAGACUGGUUGGGAGGUCAAGAGUUUACAGGAGGAACUAAUCCAUCCUUCAUCUUAAACACCACUCUACCACAACUCACAGGAAACCAAAGUUUGAUAUUUAACACAACAUCAUUGUAACUUCAUCAUCAUUACUGACUUUAUUGUGAUUAUUUUGUAUUCUUAUUCAUUUACUUUAUGCUACAACUGUUAAAGGCCUAACAGACGAAACUAUUUUUUCAUUGGUUGAUUGAAGCUCAAAACAAGAUUUUCAGCUACACAGACGAUUAAAUAAAGUUAACUAAGCAAAAGCUAUUAUAUGUUUAAACCCUAAAGCUCAAAUUAUCUAUUUCUAAAUUUUAAAAGAAUUUUGGAUUCAGUAUUUGUUUUCUGUAACUGUCUACAUUUUUAUAUUUAAUACAUAUGAUUAAUGUUUAAAAGUAAGAAAAAAGUAGCAAUAAUUAAUGUUUUAUCAAACUGAAGUUGAAACUAUAGGCUCGUUGAAUAUAACGUUUGUUAAUUAUAACAUCCGUUAAAUCAAUCUUAAAUCCUUGUUAAUUUUGAUCCUGGUUGGAUAAUAUCCUCCUUUAGAAAUCCUUGUUAAAUAAUAUUCAUGUUAAAACUUAAUUGUUUAUUGAUUUCUUAAUUGAUAUACUGCUUAACAGACUAAAUUAUAAAUACUUAUGAAUUUCGUCAAAAAUUUAUAAGUGCGUUAAAAGAAAUGAGUCUUGGUCACAAACUCCAAAUUGAUAAUUCCUUUAUCUUUGCAACCUGAUGGUGGGAGCCUUAUAUAUUUCAAGCUUAGAUUAUUUUAUCUAACAGA
Eurytemora carolleeae is the source of this 2485-nucleotide messenger RNA. Its product is annotated as solute carrier family 41 member 1. NCBI's taxonomy places the organism in Eukaryota, Metazoa, Arthropoda, Copepoda, Calanoida, Temoridae. The transcript has a single exon. Gene Ontology annotation, biological process: monoatomic cation transport. Gene Ontology annotation, molecular function: monoatomic cation transmembrane transporter activity. The coding region runs from base 259 to 1803 and encodes 514 amino acids. Gene Ontology annotation, cellular component: plasma membrane. The record is from RefSeq and is a predicted model, not a curated record.